This is a messenger RNA of Macroventuria anomochaeta, 1349 nucleotides long. RefSeq lists its product as uncharacterized. Gene Ontology annotation, biological process: retrograde vesicle-mediated transport, Golgi to endoplasmic reticulum. Bases 74 to 1027 code for a protein of 317 amino acids. The transcript is spliced from 2 exons. Lineage: Eukaryota; Fungi; Ascomycota; Dothideomycetes; Pleosporales; Didymellaceae. The record is from RefSeq and is a predicted model, not a curated record.
AAACAACUCCACCUUAACCAUUCUUUGUCGCCCAACGGCCGUACUAUUAACUGCGCCACCAUAUUACGCAAACAUGGCUGACUCACCUGCCGGCUCGCCAGGACCUGGUGGUGCCGAGACGCCUGCGCAGCAAAAGGCACGUCUCCGUAGAGAGCGCCUCGCCGCGAAAAGCGGUGCAUCUCGACUGCAACAAAUCUCGGCACUACAAGGUGGCCCUCCCAAAGAUCUAAGCGAGAUACAGAAAGAUCUACCCGUCCAACCUUCCCCAGCCCCGACGCCUCGAGCAUUGUCAGGAACAGCAACGCCAGACCCAGAUGAGGUAGACAUAUCGCAGCAUCACUACACGCCCGCAUCUCAACCACGUGUCCCCUCCCCCUUCGCCUUCGAUAGCAACGCCACGGGUGCCUUCCCGCAAUUCCCUCCGGGGCAAGGCGACUCGUCUCAGGACCCCAUGAUGGCUAUGCUUCAGCAAAUGAUGGGUGCUGGAGCAGGCGGAAUGCCAGGCGCUCAAGGACAGCCAGGCGGUCCGGGUGAUCUUCCUCCAGGUCUCGCCAAUAUGUUUUCAGCCAUGGGUGGUGCUGGCGAGGCCCCUGACCCGUCACCAGAGCUAUCUUCAGCCUGGAUAUGGCGCCUGGUACACUCUCUGUUCUCGCUGGGUCUUGCGAUCUACAUUGUCCUGCAGACACCCUUCACUGGAUCAAAGCUGUCACGUAACACUGCCUUGACUACUGUCGACGAAGACUGGACUGUCGAAAACACAUCUGCACAAAACUUCGCGCACUUCUUCUACCUCUUUGCCACUUUCGAAGUCAUCAUGCAGUCAUCGCGCUACUUCAUCGAAAAGGGUCAGUUACAGGGAAGUGGGAUUCUGAGCACAGUGGCAGGCUUCCUACCACCGCCAUACGGCGGCUACGUCAGAACUAUUGGCCGUUACGGCGUUAUAUACACAACAGUUGUCAGCGACGCCAUGGUCAUCGUUUUCGUACUGGGCGCCACAGUCUGGUGGAGAGGUGCUGGUGUUGCAUGAGUAUCAUGCAUUAUCUCGUACACGAGAUAUGUACUAUGGUAGAAUAAUGGUACAACUGUCAACUAAUCACACGCCACAAUGCAUGCAGCUCGAAUCGGGCGUUCCUGCGUCUUUCCGAUCGACUUUUGGCAGUUACUGUCGUGUCUGCAACCCAGACACCUGGUUCUACCUGACUGCAGUCCUCACUAAGGCAAGCACGUGAGAAUCAAUUGCUUCACACUUUCAGCCGCUGACUUGAGUGUCGACGCCAUACACCUACUUACACUAGACUGGAUCGGCUUCCAGGCAUACACUGCAGAAUACACACAACAGCUAACAUACC